Messenger RNA from Lithohypha guttulata, 939 nucleotides. RefSeq names its product YmL10 (gene MRPL10). Gene Ontology annotation, biological process: translation. The transcript has 2 exons. Gene Ontology annotation, cellular component: mitochondrial large ribosomal subunit. The record is from RefSeq and is a predicted model, not a curated record. NCBI's taxonomy places the organism in Eukaryota, Fungi, Ascomycota, Eurotiomycetes, Chaetothyriales, Trichomeriaceae. The coding region runs from base 1 to 939 and encodes 312 amino acids. Gene Ontology annotation, molecular function: structural constituent of ribosome.
AUGCCGCCUCGUAUACCAGCGCUGCUGGCGCAAACAAUAUCGCGUCCAUCAACAACAAUCGCAUCCUUUCUCGUCCCUUUCGUGCAUCUUCAGACUCGCUCAGCUUCUAUCCUCAGCUCCUUAUCCGACAAUCCAGGAGCAUACAGCACAAAAAAGAAAUUAGGUCGAGGUCCGUCUUCGGGAAAGGGCAAGACGUCAGGUCGAGGUCAGAAAGGUCAAAAAGCACGCGGCAAGGUUCCAAAACAGUUCAAUGGUGGUCAAACACCCGAAGGAGUCGUGCAUGGAAAGAGUGGUUUUAUCAAUGUACACCGAAUAGAGCUUCAGGAAGUAAAUCUUGACAAAUUACAAACCUGGAUCAAUCAAGGACGAAUCGAUGCCUCUAAACCCAUCACUAUCCACGAAAUCUGCCAUUCGAAACUGAUCGGCCAAGUAAAAGAUGGUGUUAAGCUCCUCGCUGGAACUAAAGGCAGUAAUGUGACCCUUCAACAGCCAAUACAUAUCGUCGUAUCACGCGCCUCACAAUCAGCUAUCGAAGCAGUCGAAGCAGCUGGCGGUACAGUCACCACAAGAUUCUACACCGAAACAGCUGUGAAGAGAGUAAAGCAAGGCGUCAUGCAUCCCUUCAUAUCAUUACGAUGGGAUCCUGCGCAGAUAGGUCACAAAGCACUGAUACCAGAUGACGGUCUGGGCAUGACUCCGGAAGAGCGAGUCACGGGAUUGGGAUUUCAGUAUCGUCUGCCUGAUCCGACUGGAAGGAAAGAGUUAGAGUACUACAGAGAUGCGAGAAAUAGAGGGUAUCUGAGCCACUUGGUGCAGGAAGGACAAGGUCCAAGUCUAUUCUGGAAGCCGCCGUUGAGCGAGGAGCAGAUUGAGGCCAUGAGGAAGAGUAAGGGAGGUACACGAGCUGCCAAGAUGAAAGAGGAGAAUAAGUUGUGGUAG